AAGUGUUCAUGGUCUAGGCGUCUAACACUCUAACCCUCCUUGCUCAAAAUAUAAAAGUAAAGAAGCGUCUAUGUCAUAAUAAAUUUUCUCUCUACUCAAACUCUAAACCUGUGCUCUGUAUCUACUUCCUCCUCCUCCGGCAUUAUCUUCCUCCUAAAACCCUAACAACAAAAGCAGCGUCUUGUAGUUGUAGUUGUGUCUAUAGUCGUCGCCGACUCUGCGACCACCUCUCCCUCUUUGCUGCGGCUAUUCUCGUCGCCGCCGCCGUCUCUGACAACCACCUCUCCUUCUCUUCCGCUGCUAUUCUCGGUGUUUUCGACAAUAAUGUGUUAUAAGUCGAAGACGAAUAUGGGGUUAUUAUCUGAAGCAGCAACAACUGUUGCCGAAAGUGAUGUGACAAGAAAAAAAUUGAGGUUAAAAGUUCUUGUAAGUAAGCCUGCUAUAAAAUCUUCACAAUUACCUCAAGUAAACUGCUUGAAGAAUCCAUCAGUAGUUGAUGGCAACAAGAAGCUCGUCGGAACUAAAGUGCGUGUGAUGGGAGUAUGUAAAUUCUCAAAACAAGUGCCUAAAGUGAACUGUGGCCUCGAAAAAUCUUCAGUAACUCUCAAUCCGAAAAUUCCUGUUGUUGGCAAUAGGAAGCUUAACUCUAUUACCGGAUUAAAGCGUAGAGCUGAGGAAGUGUUAGAAGCUCCUAAACCAAAGAGGUUGAAGAUGGAUCGUGCUGCAAUAGUACAUUGUCAGAACAUUCUUGCAAAGCUAAUGAAUCAUAAGUUGAGUAACAUAUUCCUUGCCCCUGUAAAUCCUGCUGCCUGGAACAUUGACGACUAUUUUGACAUAAUUAAAAAACCUAUGGAUCUUGGCACCAUUAAACAGAAAUUGCAGCAACUCAAAUACAUUGUUGUUGAGGAGUUUGAGGCUGAUGUGAGGCUCACAUUUUCUAAUGCAAUGUUAUACAAUCCUCCUUGCCAUUGUGUUCAUGAAUGUGCCAAGGCACUUGUCGAGGUGUUUGAUAAUUGUUGGAAGCCUGUUCAAAUGAAAUUGGAAAGGUUGAACAAAGAGAAAUUGGGAAGGGAGCACAAAGAGAAAUUGGAAAGGGGGCACAAAGAGAAAUUGGGAAAGGAGCACAAAGAGAAAUUGGAAAGGGAGCACAAAGAUAUAAAGCAGAGGAGCACUCCUUGUCACCUUGGUCAGUUGCUUGGAAAGGCUAUGCCACAAAUCAAAGAGCCUGUAUCUUUCAGUGCUGUAAAGAUUGAACAUACUUCCACAUUGCAUAUGGGUCACCACGUUCAAGAGUGCAAACGUAUGUUUCCCAAUGAUACUAAGGAUAAACAUACUUCUGAUUUUCUUUCAACAACUGGUUCUUCUGAUGCUACUACCAAAGGCUUGGAAAUUGUACCCAAUAUUGAAUUCUCUCCGUCAAAGGCUUUACGUGUGGCACAAAUGAAGAGUAGGUUUGCAGAAACCAUACUGAAGGCCCAACGUCACACUUUGUUGGAACCGGGUGGUGAAGCUGAUAAAACAAUUUGGCAACAAGAAAAGGAGUCAUUGCAAAGGAAACAACAUGAAGAGAAAGCUAGAAUUGAGGCUCGAAUUAGGGCUGCCAAAUCAGCUGCAAGAUUAAAUGAAGAAUCUGAACUCAAAAGGAAAAGACAAGAAGCGAGGGAGGAAGCCAGGAUGGCUAUUAGAAAGAUGGAACGAUCAGUCAACAUUGAUGACAACUAUCAAGUUCUGAAAGAUCUUGAGUCUCUGAUGGGAACAUCUUUAGUAGUCGUGUGCAAUGAUCGUAGGUCCCUUGCUACUAUGUGGAGUCAUGUAGACAAUGAUAUACUUAGGAGCCCAUUAGAGCGUCUUGGUUUAUUCAUCAAGGAAGAGUACAGUGUUGGUGAUGAUGACUACACGUUAGUUGAAGAGGAAGAUCUGGAAGAAGGGGAGUUUUAUUGUUGAGUUAUUGAUAUACUGUGUUGACAAAUGCGCCAACAAGUGAACUUUAAGGCUUGAGGGUUGGUUUUGGCUCUUAUUCAUCAGUCUCCCUCUUAGUUUUGUAUAUGAUCGUUUUGACUGGUUAUUAUGGUAACGAAACGUCUUCUAUUUUAUUCAUCAAAAUAGAAAAGGGGUAAACAUUUCUAAGCUGCUGCUAAAUGGGGUGGUGGAGGGUUGAAAUUUUAGUUGUACUCUUUUCCAGCUCUAAUGUUUAUAACCUUGUAGAUUUAAGUUGCAAGCAGCAUAUAAAUGGCGUAUUUUUGUAUAGUGGAAAUAGGAAUGCUGGGGUUUGUAUAUUAUUCAAUUGCUCAUUGAUGGCUAAGCACGAUAUGAGUAUGCAUAAUUUUUUGAUACUGCA
Spinacia oleracea (spinach) is the source of this 2338-nucleotide messenger RNA. Its product is annotated as transcription factor GTE9. The record is from RefSeq and is a predicted model, not a curated record. The transcript is spliced from 8 exons. Gene Ontology annotation, molecular function: protein binding. Lineage: Eukaryota; Viridiplantae; Streptophyta; Magnoliopsida; Caryophyllales; Amaranthaceae. The coding region runs from base 325 to 1944 and encodes 539 amino acids.